GACGAUAUAUUUUUUUUAACAUCGCGCAGUGAUAAUAAAAUUAAGUGGAAACAAGUGGAAAAAAAUAAAGAAAAAAACAAUCAAAAGAAAAUUCCUCUGCAGGGAAAUUUUCAUAGAAAUCAAAGAAAUUAUUUGCAAAAGAGAGUGAAAAUUGUAAUAAAAGCUAUUAAAGGAUGUUUUGCCAUCAAAAGCUGGGAAACUUUCAACAAGAAAGGACGCCUGGAAUUGCUUAAAAAAAAUAUAUAUUUUUUUUUGUCGUACAGAUUAAGGCAGACAAAAGUUUUAAAUUUUUUGUGUUGCUGCUUUUUGAUUUGUGAUUUAUUUGAUGAUGGUUUUUUUGUAUUUGGUGUGUUAAAAAAUCUCUAAAAAAACAUAAAUUGUUUAAAUUUAUGAAAAAAUAUGUUUAAAAAUUAAACAAAAUUAAAAAUAAGCUGUUGAUUAAUUAAAAUUUAAAUGAAAAUAAGUGUAAUUAAAACAAAUGUUUACUACAAUUGUAUUUGUUUAAUUGUAGUAAAAGUGAGUGAGUGUGUGUGUUCACUAUUGUAGUUUUUUUAGCUACUGCUAAUAGUUAGUGUUUUUGUUGUUGUUGGUUAAAUAAAUUCUAAAUAAUUAAUGAGCCACACAGUCAACCAACCAUAUUUAGUAACAAAAAAAUAUCUAAAUUUCUAAAAAUACUUGUUCCAAAAAAAUAAAGCAAACAAAAAUUGAUAAAAGAAAACAUUUGUUAUUAAACUCCUCCCCUGACCCUGCUGCUAAUAAGAAAUUGGCCUCCCUUUAUCCAUUUAACUUUCUUAAAAAAAACUAACUGUCUUGCUUAAUUGUUAUCAUGGCCAACAAUAGUUCAGGAUCUAGUGUGGGUUCUGCAGCAGCUGCUUCGGGCGUUGCCACUAUGGCAACGGGAGUUAGUGGUGCUGUAGCUGCCGCUUUAAACAAUUCCUCGAAUAGUGAUUUGUGGCGUGAAUGUGUGGAUUGGCUAACGCGCUGCCAAAUUAUACAACCCGAUCACAUGGCCAAUGCUCCCACCUCAGAAAUACGUGUCUUGGCCUUGACUUUACGCGAUGGCGUGUUGUUGUGUAAUCUGGUGAUGCAUUUGGACGCCACCUGUAUGGAUGCCAGCCAAAUGAAUAGGCGACCACAAAUGGCUCAGUUUUUAUGCUGUCAAAAUAUUAAAUUGUUCCUGGAUGUGUGUCGAAAUCACUUCAAAUUAAGAGAAUCUGAUCUGUUUGAGCCAAAUAUGCUGUAUGAUUUAACAAAUUUCCAUCGUGUUUUAAUUACCCUCUCCAAAUUGUCACAAUGUGCUAAAGUACAAAAAUUACAUCCCAACUUAGAAGGUUUUAAUCUGCCCUUAUCACCAAGUGAAAGAUCUCAUUCCGAUGAAGCCAUAUACAAAGAUUUACAUUCAACAACCAACGAUAAUGUUGCAUGUAAUGGUCAUGUUGAUGAACAUAUUAAUACAAAAGAGGAAGAAGUUUAUCAAGAUUUAUGUGCUUUACAAAGAUCGAGUAGAACUCAGAUCACCUCAGCCACCAGUUUCGAGCAACGUGAUUAUGUUAUACGUGAAUUAAUCGAUACAGAAUCGAAUUAUUUAGAUGUUUUGAAUGCUUUGAAAACCAAGUUUAUGGCACCAAUGGAACGUUUGCUAACCCCAGUAGAUAUUAAACAAAUAUUUCCACGUAUUAAGGAACUGGCUGAUAUUCAUACAAAAUUUUUAGAUAAAUUAAGAGAAUCUCUGCAACCAAAUGCUAAAAUGAAAAUGAGUCAAGUAUUUUUGGAAUUUCGUGAACCUUUUCUAAUCUAUGGUGAAUAUUGUUCAUGUCUAUUGGGUGCCAUAGAUUAUCUAGGUGAUGUUUGUAAAAAGAAUCAAAUUAUAGAAGAAUUAGUUCAAAAUUGUGAACGUGAAUAUAAUGUGGGUAAAUUACAAUUGAGAGAUAUUUUAUCGGUGCCCAUGCAGCGUAUAUUAAAAUAUCAUUUAUUAUUGGAUAAACUAGUCAAGGAAACCUCACCGAUGCACGAAGAUUACCGCUCUUUGGAAAGAGCUAAAGAGGCCAUGAUAGAUGUUUCACAAUAUAUUAAUGAAGUCAAACGUGAUUCUGAUCAUUUGGUGAUCAUACAAAAAGUCAAGGACAGCAUUGUUGAUUUAAAUCUACUGCAAAACGGCAACGAUCUCUUACAAUAUGGCCGUUUACUGCUGGACGGUGAAUUGCACAUUAAGGCCCAUGAAGAUCAAAAAACCAAACUACGUUAUGCUUUCGUUUUCGAUAAAAUUCUCAUCUUGGUGAAACCGUUGCAUGUGAAAACCGGCGAUAUGCAAUAUACCUAUCGCGAUUCACACAACUUAAGCGAAUAUUGGGUAGAACAAAGUCAUUCGAGACGCACCAUAGGACGUGAUACACGCUUUAAAUAUCAAUUGUUACUGGCGCGUAAAUCGGGCAAAACAGCUUUUACUUUGUAUCUGAAAUCAGAGCCAGAACGUGAUAAAUGGCGUAAGGCCUUAACAGAGGCUAUGGAAAAUUUGGAUCCACCAGGAUGUCGUAACACGGACCAUAAAAUGGAAAUAUUUACAUUCGAUGCACCCACAACAUGCCGCCAUUGUUCGAAAUUCUUAAAGGGUCGCAUACAUCAGGGUUAUCGGUGUAAAGUUUGUGAGAUUGCUGUGCAUAAGGGAUGUAUUUCUUCAACGGGUCGUUGUAAACAAAAUAUUAUUGCCAUACCACCGCCUGUUUGUGAUAGACAAUUAGCUGAGUUUAAUUGGUUCGUGGGCAAUAUGGAUCGUGAAACCGCCCAAGCUCGCUUAGAACACCGACGUGUAGGCACUUAUUUGUUGAGAGUACGGCCUCAAGGUGCAUCAAAUCCCAAAGAAACUAUGUAUGCUUUAAGUUUAAAAACCGAUGAUAAUGUUAUAAAACAUAUGAAAAUUAAUCAGGACACUAUAGCGGAUAAUGUAGCCUAUUGUUUGUCAUCGAGACGGCAUUUUAAAAGUAUUGUGGAAUUGGUAUCCUACUAUGAGCGCAAUGAUUUGGGUGAAAAUUUUGCAGGCUUAAAUCAAUCCUUACAAUGGCCUUAUCGUGAGGUCUUCGCCACCGCCAUUUAUGAUUUUGAGCCGAAAGGCAACAAUCAACUGCAACUCAAAACCGGCUGCCAAGUAUUGGUCAUAGGAAAAGAUGGUGAUAGCAAAGGUUGGUGGCGAGGUAAAAUUGGAGAUGUGGUCGGUUACUUUCCUAAAGAAUACGUACAAGAGCAUCCACCCACCAAUGAUGAACUUUGAUAUUACAACUAUGAAAUUGAUUUCUCGCGCAGUAAAUUGGAACGUUCGCGUCUUUUGCAAAAUUCCAUGUCUUUGAGCAGCAUGGAAGAGGAACAGCAACAGCAACAAAACCAGCAAACAGCAACACAACAACAACAAGAAAUUUUAGUAACCGAGGGUCAGUAAUUUAUUUUAUAAUUAAAGGAAAUUUAUAGUUUUACUAUAGUUUUAUUAUAAAAUUAGAUGAGAUUUAAAUUUGUUUGUAAAUUUUCAUUUGUUUAUAAUCGUUAUAGAAAAAAGUGCCAAUAUUUUGUUAUUUUUAUUUGCUUCAUUUAAAAUUAAAUGUUUAUUCUAUUUCUAUUUUUAGUUUUGUAGUUUAUGAUAAACAAAUACUUGCUGAAUAUUUUAUACACUCAAAGAAAAAAAGGCAUUAUUAACAAAAAAAAAAGAAAAAAAAACUAAACAAAAAAAUGUUUAAUAACAAAAAAACAUACGAGCAGCUUUAAUAUAUUGUAGAAGAUUUCAAGGAUUUUAUAAACAUAUAUAUACAAUUUAAUAAAAUCCUUGUACUAAAUA
Messenger RNA from Calliphora vicina (urban bluebottle blowfly), 3820 nucleotides. RefSeq names its product Vav guanine nucleotide exchange factor (gene Vav). The transcript is spliced from 14 exons. Gene Ontology annotation, molecular function: guanyl-nucleotide exchange factor activity; protein binding. Lineage: Eukaryota; Metazoa; Arthropoda; Insecta; Diptera; Calliphoridae. The record is from RefSeq and is a predicted model, not a curated record. Gene Ontology annotation, cellular component: cytoplasm. Gene Ontology annotation, biological process: cell migration; regulation of GTPase activity. The coding region runs from base 827 to 3265 and encodes 812 amino acids.